AGGAAUUUUGCGAAAAUAUCAAUCGUUAUCUCAAAUUUUACCAAACGGCCACUUUCAAUAUCCCCGAUUCCAUGAAUUUCUUGGAGUUCCAUGAGAAAACGCAUCAAUUACAACUGCAAAUUUCUACUUUAACAUCGAUCUGCAAAGUUGGACCUUACACAAAAAUGGAAGAGAUCCCGCACGGCGUAGCUCUCCUCAACUAUCUUUAUCAGAAGGUACUGAGCUUGACUGAUCAGAAAAUCAUCAGCGUUCUCUACUCAAUCUUAUAUCCUUGCUGCCAGGUUUAUUUCAGUCGUUUCUUGAAACAGUGGAUCCUUGACGGAGUCAUUCACGAUCCGUACGGAGAGUUUUUUAUCAAACCAAAUCCGAAAUUCGUCAUAACUAGAGGGCGUACUUAUUGGACCAGAAGUUUUAGUUUGAGGGAAGACAUUGUUCCAGAUUUUCUUGUAGAUUUGAAAACAGAAAUUCUUUCGUGUGGAAAAUCUAUGAGUUUACUCAAGUUUUUUGAGCAUACGUGUUAUGAUAGAUUAUUAUUCAAAGUUGAUAGAAAUUGCCGACAACAGGAAGUCAAAAAUAGAAACGAAUGUUAAAAAAAUCAAAAGUAUCCAAAUAGAACAAAAUUCAUUGACAAAAGAUAAGGAGCAUUUUGAAUCAACAGAUAAUUUGGGAGAGAAAUCAAACAGUUCGUCUGAUAGUUUUUAUUCAAUACCGGAAGAUAAAAAUGAUGAUAAAGUUGAAGUGGAAAAUAUGGAAACUGAAAGUGACCGGCCGGAAAUUAAUUCUCCAGGGUCUCUAGAUGUCAUCAAUGCAAAUGCCGACACUCUGAAAAGCACCAACGAACCCAGUGACAAAAUCAUCAAUUCAAACCAUUCUAGAAAUAUUCAAGAAGCAAUAAACAACUUCGAGAUGGCCAGAAAAAAUAAGUACAAGGUCAUGACUCAAGAGAUGGGUAUCGAUUUCAUACAAAAGAAAGAAAAGACUACGAGUAUUCAUAAUGCAGCGUACCUUUCUGACGCCCAGAGAAACAAACUCAAAAUAUUGUCUACAGAGUUUGGUUUCGACAUCAAACCUGAUUACGUGAAAACAAACCAAAUAACUACUAUUUCCAUGUACAACAGAAAUAAAGUUAUGGGAAGUAGCGAUUGUUUCGCUGAGAAAUAUUUGGAUAACGAAAAUUUUGUCAAUAGAAACUUGGCAAGUAAUGAAGAGAGUAGCGUGAAGACAGGACCUAUUAAAAAAUCGAAAUCGUUGAUGCUGGAUUUCGACAAGGUGAGUACCAGAUCUGCAAAAUCAGAUACAGACAAGCAAAUUCCAAUGUCUGUCGACUCAACUCCAAUGAGUGAGCUUCCUCAUAGCGUGGGAACACCUAGCACCAUGUUCCUCAGCAUCGACACCAAUCAACUGGAAAGUAUUCCAAAUACAGCAGAAACUCACCAGACGGAUGAAGGUUUCAAAUUCGAUACAAUCAAAGAACAAUCCAUCGAUCCGAUAUACUAUAACCGCAAAGAGAUUAGUUUGCAGAAAGCUGUUUUUUCCAAAAGAGUUACCAAGAAACAGGCAUCAGGGGUUUCGACAAAUUGUUUGCGAUUAUUUUUGCAUGAAUCUGUCCAAAUCCCUCUCCUGACUCAGACUAAACUGAUCAACGAUGAACUCUUGAGGUACUUUAUAAAUGACCUCCAGUAUUUGCAACAUCUGAUGAGCCUGAGAGAUUAUUUCUUUAUGCAAGACGGCGAAUUUGGUAGAAACAUCACAGAAAAUUUGUUCACAAAGCUUUACGAUGCAAAUUUUCCUGCUGAACUGAUAAACUGCCGCAUUUUGCAAGACUUAGUCUUCGGGGCACUGGAUAUGUCGUAUAAGAAUCAGACUAACUCGCAGUGUUUGUCAUUCAAGAUCAAUAGUAUGCCGAAAUGUUUCGAUUUGGGAAAUCCAGAUGUGUUGGAUUGUUUAUCUCUGACUUACAAGGUUAAAUGGCCUCUGAAUAUUCUCUUGCCUACCGAUACCAUUGCCAAGUAUGAUGAGGUGUUUAAAUUCCUGUUGAAACUGAAUAGGGUCUCCUGGGUUCUCAAGAAAACUUUUUUGGAAUUGAAAGUGUUAGCCAAAGAAACAGGUAAAAAAGAAAUUUACCUCAUGUCAUCACCACAGUAUAGAAAACUACAUCAGUGCCGUCAUGUCAUGACCCAGUUUGUUCAAACGUUACAGAAUUAUGUUGUGGGUGAAGUGUUGCAGUCCAGUUGGACGUUGUUCGAAAAGAACCUGGAAGGUGUUUCUAGUAUCGAUGAGCUGUAUUCUGCGCACACGGCAUAUAUAAAAAAUAUUCUCUUCAUGUGCUUACUGAACCAAAAGACUGUAAUCUUGAGGAAUGUUAUCCACAAAACAUUCAUGGUGAUUUUGAAGUUUUUUGAUUAUUUGAGGUCAAGAAGUUGGAUUUGUGAAAAUGGCUCUUAUGUCCAUCCCAAUUUCAACAAACUGGAAAGUAUUUUCAAGAACUUCCAAGAAUUUGUUCUAUAUUUAUUCAAAGUGGGUCGUAAAGUAGCAAAAUGUGGAUACCAACCACAUUUAUCGUUAUUGUUAGAAAUGCUCGAUAUUAAUGAAUAUUUCUCUGAAUCUCUCAAACGUUCGUCUAAUUAAAAUCACUGUUUUGUUUGACUUUUGCUUUAUUGGCACAAAAUUAUUAAUAAAUGUGAUAACUAUUUAUUGUUAAACAAAUUACAAAUGUUUUUACUUUGGCGAAUAAAUGUUUUUUAAAAUACAAA
Messenger RNA from Leptinotarsa decemlineata (Colorado potato beetle), 2753 nucleotides. It is a transcript of the gene Grip163, whose product is annotated as gamma-tubulin complex component 6. Gene Ontology annotation, biological process: mitotic cell cycle; cytoplasmic microtubule organization; spindle assembly. NCBI's taxonomy places the organism in Eukaryota, Metazoa, Arthropoda, Insecta, Coleoptera, Chrysomelidae. Gene Ontology annotation, cellular component: gamma-tubulin complex; spindle pole; microtubule organizing center. The record is from RefSeq and is a predicted model, not a curated record. Gene Ontology annotation, molecular function: microtubule minus-end binding; gamma-tubulin binding.